Molecule: messenger RNA, 5188 nt
Organism: Zootoca vivipara (common lizard)
Lineage: Eukaryota; Metazoa; Chordata; Lepidosauria; Squamata; Lacertidae
Gene: KCTD21
Product: potassium channel tetramerization domain containing 21
Biological process (GO): protein homooligomerization; ubiquitin-dependent protein catabolic process
Molecular function (GO): histone deacetylase binding; cullin family protein binding
Source: RefSeq, a predicted model, not a curated record
UCUCUUUGCCUCCCCCCACUCCCCAGUCCACCCAGGCUUUCCCAUCGGUUUUUUUCCUUCUCUUUCUCUUUCUCUCUCCCCUUCCCCACCCCCCAGAAGCAUCUGCGACAGGGGUCCAAGCAGGUUGGCAGCGCGACAGAUCUGCUCCUGACCUCCCUUCCUCCCACCAUGUCAGAGCCUAUAACGCUAAACGUUGGCGGGAAGCUGUACACAACAUCGCUGUCCACCUUGACCAGCUUCCCAGACUCCAUGCUGGGUGCCAUGUUCAGCGGGAACCUGCCAACCAAGAGGGACAGCCAAGGCAACUGCUUCAUUGACCGGGACGGCAAGGUUUUCCGCUACAUCCUCAACUUCCUGAGGACCUCCCACCUGGACCUCCCAGAGGACUUCCAAGAAAUGGGCCUGCUCCGCCGAGAAGCAGAUUUUUACCAGGUCCAGCCGCUGAUCGAGGCCCUGCAGGAGAAGGAGGUGGAGCUCUCGAGGGCAGAAAAGAAUGCCAUGCUCAACAUCAGCUUGGACCAGAGGACUCAGACGGUUCACUUCACCGUCCGGGAAGCUCCCCAGAUCUACAGCUUGUCCUCUUCCAACAUGGAAGUGUUCAACGCUCACAUCUUCAGCACCUCCAGUUUGUUCCUCAAGCUUCUGGGCUCCAAACUCUACUACUGUUUCAACGGCAACCUGUCCUCGAUAUCCAGUUACCUGCAGGAUCCCUACCACGUGACCUUGGAUUGGGUUGCCAGCGUGGAAGGGCUGCCAGAAGAGGAGUACACCCGCCAGAACUUAAAGAGGUUGUGGGUCCUCCCGGCCAAGAAGCAGAUCAACAGUUUCCAGGUGUUUGUAGAGGAGGUACUGAAAAUCGCCAUGAGCGAUGGCUUCUGCGUCGACUCCUCUCACCCGCACGCCUCGGAUUUUAUGAACAAUAAAAUUAUCCGGCUAAUACGGUACAAGUAGGUGGGGCCUCUCCCCCCUCCCCCGUUCCGCUACACAUAGCAACGAUCCGCUGAGGUUCGUGUCUGGACAUGGGUUUCCCUUUUCGAGCCCGCUUCAUGAAUCAUGCGCUAAUAACCUGAAUUAAGAAGCUAGUUUUCUGCUUAACGGACUAACCAGUGUGUGUCGAACCUCCAGAUUAGGGAUGUGUGACGGAUUGGUUUGUGGGCCAGGUGGUAGGGGGGGACUGAGGAAGAUCUCUGGUUCUGUGUCAACCAAUUGCCCUUCGAAGAAGAAGAAGAAGAAAAAGAAGGGUUUGGAUUUGAUAUCCCGCUUUAUCACUAUCCUAAGGAGUCUCAAAGUGGCUAACAUUCUCCUUUCCCUUCCUCCCCCACAACAAACACUCUGUGAGGUGAGUGAGGCUGAGAGACUUCAGAGAAGUGUGACUAGCCCAAGGUCACCCAGCAGCUGCAUGUGGAGGAGCGGAGACGUGAACCCGGUUCACCAGAUUAUGAGUCUACCGCUCUUAACCACUACACCACACUGGCUCUCACCACACUGGCUCUAAGACGUGUCAUCAGGAAGGGACGAGUCCAUUCUUGUAGGCACCAGCAAUGACAUCAGCACUGGGGGCCUGAUGUACUGCCCUUGGAUGCCCCCCUUGCAUGUUCGAUGCUAUAUUGUGCCUGGCAAGGAAGAGGCAGAAAGGGCGAGGGAGGGGGGAGGGGGGAUGUUGAUGGAUAAAUCUGUUUCCCAAACGGCACAAUGCCAGAAUGAAGCUAUUCAUCCCUGAUCUGUUGGGGUUGACAGGGCAAAAUAGCAAUAUUUAACUGUUUACACAGAGACUGGGAGUUGUGAAGAGAUGCCACAUUUUGUUUAACGACGGGUGACUCAUUUUAACCUCUCUGCCUCAUUUUUCCCACUGGGAAGAGACUUGUGCAAUCUUAGCUUACUAUAAAGGGCGGCCGAGAGGCUAAAGGCGGUUAAGGAUGUCUGUGUUUGGGCAAGAGCUGGAGGAUUCUGGGUGAGGGAGACUUUCUGACCCGAGGAGGACAUGAUAGCCAUUGGAGUUGAUUUCCUCCUGGGUCACAUCAUAACGUCUCUGGCACGCAGAUAUGAAAUUGCCCAAGUUUCCCCAGUGCAGCAGUUGACCCUCCAUGCUGUUGCUGUUUCCUUUAAUGUGAAUGACCAGUUGUAAGAUUCAAACGAUCUGAAGAGGCGGCCUCCGGGAUAUUUGGGGCUUUUGCCUGUGGUACAAAAUGGAGCAUGGAUGGCUUCAUGGUACUGUACUACAUAGGCUAGUGGGGGAUAUCUGUCUCUACUAGCUGGCUGCUAGGUAGAAAGAAGGGCCUCUGCAUGCAGAAGGCGCCUGGUUCAAUCCCCAGCUUCUGCUGAUAGGACUGGGAAUAUUCCCAACUGAAGUGCCGCUGCCGGUACGCGUGGAUGAUACAGCGCUAGGGAAACAAAUGGUCCUGGUAAAACGUUGGCUUCCUAUGACCCUGUUUGUUCCUAAGGAGAAAGGAAGCAACUGAAAACUGGCCUAGCAUCUAUAUGGAGAGUGCUGCUAACAGGCACUUGACAAAUGCAAGAUCAUAGAAUUGUAGAGUUGGAAGGGACUGUGUGGGUCACCUAGACCAACCCCCAACCGUGGGGAUCGAACCCAUGACCCCGACAUUAAGAGCUACAUGGCUCAGGGCUGAGCUACCAGCUGAGCUACAUGGCUUGGGGCCAUUAUAUCUCCUUCUAGCCUUUCCAGAACCAGCCAGCAAAGAGAGCAUUUUGCAGCUGGUUAAAGGUAAAGGUAAAGGGACCCCUGACCACUGGGUCCAGUCAUGACCGACUCUGGGGUUGCGCGCUCAUCUCGCAUUAUUGGCCGAGGGAGCCAGCGUAUAGCUUCCAGGUCAUGACAAAGCCACUUCUGGCGAACCAGAGCAGCACACGGAAACGCCGUUUACCUUCCCGCUGUAGCGGUUCCUAUUUAUCUACUUGCAUUUUGAUGUGCUUUCGAACUGCUAGGUUGGCAGGAGCUGGGACCGAGCAACGGGAGCUCACCCCAUCACAGGGAUUCGAACUGCUGACCUAGUGAUCAGCAAGCCCUAGACUCUCUGGUUUAACCCACAGCGCCACCUGGGUCCCUUGCAGCUGGUUACCCCAGCACUAAUAAUAAUAAUAAUAAUAAUAAUAAUAAUAAUAAUAAUAAUAAUAAUUUAUUACUUAUACCCCGCCCAUCUGAAUGGGUUUCCCCAGCCACUCCGGGCAGCUCCCAACAAAAUAUUUAAAACACAAUAAAACAUCAAACAUUAAAAACUUCCCUAAACAGGGCUGCCUUCAGAUGUCUUCUAAAAGUCAGGCAGUUGUUUAUUUCUCUUUGACAUCUGAUGGGAGGGCGCUCCACAAGGCAGGUGCCACUACCGAGAAGACCCUCUGCCUGGUUCCCUGUAACCUCAGUUCGCUUAGUGAGGGAACCACUAGAAGGCCCUCGGAGCUGGACCUCAGUGUCCAGGCAGAAUGAUGGGGGUGGAGACGCUCCUUCAGGUCUACUGGGUCGAGGCCGUUUAGGGCUUUAAAGAUCAGCACCAACACUUUGAAUUUUGCUCGGAAAUGCACUGGGAGCCAAUGUAGAUCUUUCAUGUGGUCUCGGUGGCCGCUCCCAGUCACCAGUCUAGCUGCCGCCUUCUGGAUUAGUUGUAGUUUCUGGGUCACCUUCAAAGGUAGCCCCACGUAGAGCGCAUUACAGUAGUCAGAUUGAGAAGGGGUGUUGGACACGGGCGGACAUGGAUUCUCAGAGCAAAAAGAAAAAAGCAUGAAGGGUCCUAGGUUUAGAUCAGGCCUGCACAACUUGUGACCCCCUCACCCCCAAAGAGAACGUAGCUCACUAGCCACGCGCUUCAUUUGGAGUUGAUUGCAUUCCUGCAUUGCAGGGGGUUGGACUGGAUGACCGUUAGUGUCCCUUCCAACUUGGCAAUUCUAUUGCUGUAUUUAUUCGCUUGAGGCGGCAAUCCCACUCCCACUUAUCUGGGAGUGAGCCCACUGAACACAGCGGGGACUUAACUUCCGAAUAAACGUGCGUAGGAGGGUGCUGUUAGGGGUUCACAGCCCAUAUUUUGCAUAAGUCUCCGGAGGGCUUAACGAAAAAAAUAAUAUAUUGCAUAAAAGAAAGCAGAAGAAGCAACAGAUUGUUUUAAAGCCAUAGUGACUAAAAUGCACGAAAGCGAUUAAGAAAAGCAGGUGUGUUUCUAGGGUUUCUAAGUCAUCUCUCUCUAGGAAGGCAUGCAACUGACGCCAACAGUGGUAGCCAAUAAUAGUAAUAAUAAUAAUUAUUAUUAUUUAUUAUUUGUGCCCCACCCAUCUUAUUUGGUUGCCCCACAGCCACCCUGAGUGGCUUCCAACCACUCUGGGCGGCUUUCAGCAUAUAUAAAAACCAUUAAUAAUAAUAGCAUUGGACCCUACGCUUGUUGUCAUCCCUGGCUAUCAGCCAUAAUUGCUGGGGCUGAUGAGAGUUGUAGUCCAACAGUGAUCUUGGGUCCCCUGGCCUAUGGUAUAGCAGCAGAGUGGGCAGUCAGGAUAGAGGGAGCUUGCCUCAGGACGGACCAAAGAUGUCUCUAGGAAAUGGGUUGCAAUCAUUGUAAAAAACAUCUGACUUUUUUGUGCACAGAAACUAGCCCUGUAAAAAUUCUUUUGAGAUUUCAGUUCACCACCUCUUGGAAAGAAUUCAGAGCCUGGUAGAAGGUGACUUUGAAAUCUGCUUCAUCAGGAUGCCAAAGUGACCCUUUGAAAGGUGUCCUUAGAUGUGGACACUCGAUGCUCCGUGGGGGAUUAUUACGAAUGGCGUUCAGUUCUGCAAUAAAUGCCAAACUCCAUGACAGAUCCUGCAAAGACAUCUUAUUGCAGAGUUACGGGGUCUUUGGGACUCUCUCCAAGCAUAUUGGGUUUAACAGAUGUUUAUAAUAAAUCUGCUUGUUAACUUUAGAAACACGCCUCUUGAGAAUUCCGCAUGUGUGUCUGGGCUUGGUUUAUGACCGGUCGCAGUAUCCCACAGGUAGUUAUUGAAUGACAAAAGUAGAAGAUGAAGCAUGACCCUUGUCCUCACCCCACCCCCAAGUUGCAUGGCCAUCAUUGACCAAAAGGCUGAUCAAAUUUAAGAGCAUUUUUCCAGACACACAAACUGGCAUGGCAGCCCCUUACAGAUAGAUUGUGAUUUUCUAUGCAUCAGGGGCAGGAAGCAUUGUGAUCAUGUUGAAAAAGCAUUGCCUUUCAUUAA